Eurytemora carolleeae is the source of this 1296-nucleotide messenger RNA. RefSeq lists its product as uncharacterized. The transcript is spliced from 14 exons. Lineage: Eukaryota; Metazoa; Arthropoda; Copepoda; Calanoida; Temoridae. Bases 19 to 1194 code for a protein of 391 amino acids. The record is from RefSeq and is a predicted model, not a curated record.
AAACCUGUUUCAGAGGGAAUGGAAUCCUGGAAUGAAGAAUGGAGAUCUAUGCCUUGGAAGCAUUGGACUUCCCCUGUUGAGAGAUUUCAAGUUCUUCCCUCCUUCGUCCUUGGAGAGUUCGUAUUCAUCUUCCUAACUCUAGUUACCUUAGUUCAUGCUGCUAGACAUGGAAGAAAAUAUGUAGCUGUCUGGUUAGCAGCUUUUCUAGCCGGGACAGCUAAUGAUGCUAUAUUUAUGAUGCUGCCAAUGGUUGAUAACUUCUGGCAGGCCCAGGCCUGCAUAAUGUUAACACCAAGAAUGCCGCUGUACAUUCCUUGUGUUUACAAUAUCUUUAUGUACUGCGGAUUUGUUGCUGCAGAUAUGCUUCAGCUCUCCUUGGUACCUGGAGCUUGCCUUGCAGGGAUACUUGGAGAAGCAAUUUAUUCUCCUUAUGAUAUCACAGGCGCCAAGUUUUUAUGGUGGACCUGGCAUGAUACUGAUGCCCCCAUUCGGAACAAACUUCUUGGAGUGCCAAUCGGCUCCAGUGUCUGGGUUAUUACAUUUACCUGUUCUUUCUACUUUAUCCUAUCUAUGACCCUGUUCAGAAAAAAGAUGUCUACGGGUUUGAGUUUAUUAUUAACAAGUUUGUUUUCUACUCCUCUCAUGGUCCUUCAGAUGUCAGUUCUUCAGCUAAUAGCAGGAGAAGCACAGGGCUUACCUACUUACAGGUCCCUGGUCUUAGUUCUUAUCCUCUACUUAUCAUUGAUCGUAGUUGGAUAUAUCUACAGAGACCAAGCUAAACCAAGCAGAUUUAAGGAUGCAAAUUACACCCUGCUGUUCUUUUUAGUUGGAUACUAUACAUUUAUGACGGCUAACAUGGGACUAGGAAACCCUGAAUCUCAUAUAUCCUCCGGAGUUCACCAGGAGUAUGGAGAUUGUAAUAUAACCGCCCCGGAUAUUACAGGACACCUGAGACAAGUCUAUCUUUGUAGAGAAACCCAUGUACAGGAUUUCAGCUUUGAUUGUGAAGACGUGUGUGGGAAGGUUGGGGUAGACUGUUCUGAAGCCUCUACAAGUUGGUAUACCGUCUGUGGAAGACGACAUUCAAAUUACUCGCUGUAUUUGCUUGCAACAUCAAUUAUAUCAACUCUAGGUUGUGUUUUCUACACAUUCACCCUAACAUACAGAGGAAGUACAAAACAGAAGAAAAACUAGACACCAUGGAAUAUCACGGAUUAGAGUAUUUUUAAUAAGAAAUACUGAACAAGAACUUAAAUUUUAUUAUUUCGUUUUCAGCUCGCGAGAAAUCAAUUUUUU